AUGGACAAUUCAAAUAUGCAGGGACUAUUGUCCGACUUCGCUUUUCCCCCCACCACCACCACCACCGACGCAUACGCUGCCACCGCCCCCCGCGGCCCCUCCCGCACCCUCGCCACCUCGCACGCACGCCCCCCUUGCCCAGCAAUGUCUACCCCCUCCGACCACCCCGCCCCCGACGCCCCUAUCCAGCCCCCCGCAGCCGCGAACAGGCAGGACGCCGUCGAUCACGUCGCCCCUCCCGACACCCCCACCCAGACGCGCAGCUACGUGACGCCCACGUCUACCUCGAAGAAAGAGGUCCCCGCGUUCUACGCGCGCAAACGCGCGCGCUCCCAGGCCUUCGGCGACGACGAAGAAGACGAGCUGCCCGAAGAUCACCCCCCGCCCGCGGGCGCCACGGACCAGGAGAAGAUCGAGUACCGCAGGCGCCGCAACACGCUCGCCGCCCGCCGCAGCCGCCAGAAGAAGGCGGACAAGAUGGCGACGCUCGAGGACGACGUCCGCCGGCUGACGAGCGAGCGCGACACCUGGAAGACGCGCGCGCAGACCCUGCGCCAGCUCCUCCUCAGCCACGGCAUCCCCUGCAAGGAGUUUGAGGAUUAG
Molecule: messenger RNA, 603 nt
Organism: Schizophyllum commune H4-8
Lineage: Eukaryota; Fungi; Basidiomycota; Agaricomycetes; Agaricales; Schizophyllaceae
Exons: 1
Coding region: 1-603 (200 amino acids)
Biological process (GO): regulation of transcription by RNA polymerase II
Cellular component (GO): transcription regulator complex
Molecular function (GO): RNA polymerase II cis-regulatory region sequence-specific DNA binding; DNA-binding transcription factor activity, RNA polymerase II-specific
Source: RefSeq, a predicted model, not a curated record